AUGCGUUCUUCCAUCUACCUUACCCUGGCUGCAAUUGUGGCGUCUGUUGCCACCGCCGCUCCUUUUCACAAGCGUAGUCCCGCUCCCGUCUACAGAGAAUGCUCUUCGCCCGGGACUUUUGCCUUGACCUUUGACGAUGGACCAUACCAAUUCUCUUGGGAUCUAGCAAAGUCUCUGCACUCCCAAGGAAUUCCUGCCACUUUCUUUGUCAAUGGCAAGAACUGGAUUAAUGUUGAAACAGACAGUGUCUCCACAUCUGAUGGAACCAAAACAUACAUGGAGGUUCUCAAGAACUUUGAUGAUCUAGGUCAUCAGGUUGCCAGCCAUACCUACGAGCAUAAGCAGCUCGGCGGUUUGUCUUCUGCAGAAGUUGAAUACCAAAUGAACACCAAUGCUGAUAUCAUUGAGAGAGCCAUUGGCAAGAGACCUACUUUUAUGCGUCCUCCAGCUGGCGAAUACGAUGACAGCACUCUCGAAGUUCUUGGCGCCUUGAACUACCAUGUCAUUAUGUGGGAUCUUGAUUCACUCGACUGGGCUACCCACAGCCUUCCUGAUGAGCAGCAGCACUAUGAAACUCUUAUGGGUGGCGAAAGUGGCUCUUCCGGAACUGGCCAUAUCUCUCUUCAGCAUGAGGUUUACCAACAAACUGUCGAUGAGUUUGUUCCAUGGAUCAUUGAAUAUGUUAAGUCCAAGAACUACAGAUUUGUUACUGUUGCCGAGUGCAUUGGUGUCUCAAGUGGCUAUGCCUAA
Messenger RNA from Phycomyces blakesleeanus NRRL 1555(-), 750 nucleotides. RefSeq names its product carbohydrate esterase family 4 protein. Gene Ontology annotation, molecular function: hydrolase activity, acting on carbon-nitrogen (but not peptide) bonds. NCBI's taxonomy places the organism in Eukaryota, Fungi, Mucoromycota, Mucoromycetes, Mucorales, Phycomycetaceae. Gene Ontology annotation, biological process: carbohydrate metabolic process. The record is from RefSeq and is a predicted model, not a curated record. The coding region runs from base 1 to 750 and encodes 249 amino acids. The transcript has 6 exons.